UCGUUGCAAAUUAAAUUGUGUAAAGCGUGAGCUCAUUGUAAAUGCUUCACACUCCGGUCCAGUUGGUGGUUUUAAAUGCACCAUCUAAGCUGGUCUUCCAACCACCAUAAAACAUUUAAAGAAGAAGAAAAAGUUGUGCAUGGGAUUGUUACACCGCAGAAAUGGUGAGUGGCCUAUUUACAUACUUUUUAGAUGUGCAAUGUGGUCUGGUCUUUUUUUUUUUUAGCAGAGUACUGCUCACACAUGCUACUGUACAUGUAUACCAGCCAUUUUACCUUCAGUAAUCACACCAAAACUGCUAGCUGCAGCUAGUUUGCCUAUCAGUAUUUGUGAAUUGUUAAGCCUGUUAUGUCAGAUCAUUACAACAUCACUAACUUUAUAUUUCAAUAUAUUAUUUUUUUUUAUUUAUACUUAUAUUUCAAUAAUUAACAAGCGCUGUAAAACAACAGUAAGCAAGAAUGCUGCACUGGUGGAAUAGCGUAAACUAUCAUUGCUCUUUGGAUAAAAAGAUGAAGUACGCCUACUCUUAGACACUCAUAUUAAACAUAAAAAGCCUUAUUUCACCACGCUAUAUGACUAGUUUUUUUUAACAACAACUUCUAUCUGCGGAACUGGAGCUGAUUUAUGUUAAAAGCUUCAACGUCUCUUCCCAUUUACCAAAACUCAAAGUGACUGACAUUCAUCCUCUUAUUAACAUAACAAGCAACUUUACCCAGACAUCAGAGGCAACACCACAUCAUUAAGAAUGUAAAGUGUAGAUCUACAAAAGUGUAGUUUAAAGUACUUUAUGAUACACACUUUCUUUAGGAUACACAACAAUUGUCCAAAGAAGACUUCUUAAUCAAUUAUCAAAUACAGUAAUCAGUGAGAGUGGCUAAGGUUGUCCUCUCAAACAAAAAUAAUUUGUAAAAGAUGUAUGUGUUUCAUAUAAUGUUUUACUAAUACAGAAGUUCUUUUUGGCCUGUUAGGAUUUGGAAACAAAAAUUAAGGCAUUGAAAAGACAGCAACAAAAAGGUCGUAGAAAAUCAAAAAAGAUCAUUUUGGCUCUUCAGAAAAAAAAUGAAAACACUUCUGAUAGUGAACACUCCUCCAGAGAACUUGAAUCAGACUACUCAUCAGACGACUCAGGAAAUAUGCUGAAUGUUGUGGAGCAGCAUCUAAAUGAAGACUUGCAAGAACAGUAUGAUUCAGAAUCACAACAGAAUACCAUAAUUAAUAUGCAAGAUCAAGUGCUAUGGUAUGAAAUUGAUAGACUAAAUGAUUCCAUGGAUGUUACCAGUGAAAGUAACUCAGAGCUAGCUUUGUCUCUGGAGAAAAAGCUGUCUGAGUGGGCAAUGAAAUUCAACAUCUCCAUGACCUCUCUCACUCAUUUGCUUAAGAUUUUGAAGGAACAUGACAUUGAUGUUCCAGCAGACGGACGAACACUAUUGAAAACAUCUCGUUCUGGCAGUUUGAGAAUAACAGAAAAAUCAGGUACAUUUUAACUUUGAAAAUGUCCAUGCACUCAUUUGGCAAUAUUAUUCAGAAAUUCCACUGAACUGUAAAAUCUUGUUUUUGAUAGGUGGCAAAUACACAUAUUUUGGAUUAAAGGAAGGUCUUACGCAUACUCUGUCUGAGCAAGACACUUCAAAAUAAGACCAAUUUGAGAUUUCUUUGAAUAUUGAUGGCCUUUAUUGAUGAAUAUUUCCAGUCCAAAAACCUCACAAUGUGGCCACUUCAGUGGAGGAGCUGCAAGAACUGAUGGAAACAGGCUUUAAAGGGAAGAUAUGUGAUAUGUAUGUCAUAUGUGAUGCACCAGCACGAGCCCUCAUCAAAGGAAUAGUUCAGUUUAAUGGCCGCUAUGGCUGUGACUUUUGUGAUGUAAAGGGAGUUCAUGAGAGCAAAAUGCUUUUUUUGUAUAAAGGAAAUGUCAGAACCAAUGAGUCAUUUAGACAGAAGACAAAUCCUGAACAUCACAAAACAGAUAGCAUUCUUUUGAAUCUGGACAUUGAUAUGAUCAGGCAGUUCCCAAUAGAUCCCAUGCAUUGUGUAGAUCGAGGAGUGACUAAGCGAAUGUUGGUGCUGUGGAAAGAAGGACCUUUGGCCCAUAGAUUAUCAGCUGGACAUCUUAGCACCAUUACUUAUUUUCAUCAAGCUGUCCGACAUCACAUACCUCCUGAAUUCAAUAGGAAACCCAGGGGGUUAGAUGAACUGAAGCACUGGAAAGCAACUGAAUUCCGAACAUUUUUGCUUUAUACUGGACCAGUGAUUUUGAAAUAUGUUCUCGAUAAGGAGAAGUAUAUUCACUUCCUUUCACUUAGUAUUGGAAUGCGCAUCUUGUACAGUGAAAACCUAAUGGAGCAUCGUGAUUAUGCAGAUGAGCUGUUAACAUAUUUUGUUGAAAAAGGUAGCAGCCUGUAUAGCAUGAGUUUCAUCUCAUAUAAUGUGCAUUGCUUGCUACAUCUCACUGAUGUUGCAAAUUACAACAGAUCAUUACACUAUUGUUCAGCGUACAAGUUUGAGAACAAUAUGGGUCAAAUCAAGAGGUUUAUCCGCGGUUCAAGUGAUCCACUGAUUCAAGUAGCUAACAGAUUGGCAAAGAGGCAAGCAAUAUCAAGUUCUAAGAAAUCAAAUGUUAACUCUGGUACGCCAAAGACAAAAGAAUGUUACAGAAUGACCAAUGAUAGCUACUGCCUUAUACAUGGAGUUCAAGAAAAUCUGAUUUUUUUGUGAGGUUUUUUGCAGAAUGGAACCUUUGUACACUAAGCCAUGUGACUCCAGAAUAAUUGGCAUAUUCAAAGGAUUUCGGAAUCACACUGAAAUGUUACAUACUGACACCACUCAACUGAGACAUAAAGCAAUCAUGAUACCUUUGUCCUUGAUUGAUAAAGAUGAAUACAAUGCGGUAGCGCCUAUACCGCUCAUGCAUUCAGUUUGAUUAGUUAGUCAAGUAAGUCAGUAAGGCAGGGUUUUUGCCUUUUUUAUUGCAUGUUAUCCUGAUUUUGAUCCAAAGACUAUGAAUAAUGUGUGUGUGUGUGUGUGUGUGUGUGUGUGUGUGUGUGUGUGUGUGUGUGUGUGUGUGUGUGUGCGUGUGUGUUUUUUUUUUUUUUCAUUGUACCAAAUGUCCCCACAAUUAAAGUGAACCACCUACAUGUGCAUUGUGGAUAAAACGAUCAGGGAAAAAACGGUUUAAUUGAUGUAGAAAAAUAAAUAGAGAAACAAUAUACAGUAACUGAUUUAGAUAAAUGCAAUUUCACUGACCUUAUGUAUGUAAUUUUGAUAACAGGGAAGGAACCAAAGAAACAAAAUGCAAAGUCACCAUGGAGAAAUUUUUUGUUUUUCAGAUCUGAAUACUAAGAUACUCCAACAAAUUCAAAUGCUGGAACAGAGACAAGCUGUCAUCAUGAAUGACUUGGCAAAAGUUAAGUCUGUUCUCAUGAAGCGGGCAGAAGAAGAUGCCCAUGAGGAACUUUUUAAACAACAACAGUGCUCCAGCUUUGAAACGUUUGAAGCCUUCUUAUCGAGAGCUUUAUGUACACUAUCUCAUCCAUACUCACGGCAGCUCCAGUAUAGGUGAGAUGGUGAGACAGGCUUUAAAAAGCAUAGCGUCAGACAAUGUUCUCUGUCUGUAUAACAGAACGGGGAAAGAUGGGAAGAAGGUGUUGCCACCUGUGCUCCUGACAUGUUUGAAAAAAUGUGUCAGGUCUUUUCACAAACAAAAUGAAAUAGAGGUGAAGAAGCUAAAAGUAACCACCAGAACAACACCAGACGCGGAAUGUAUUCGCCAAGUAGUAAUUUUUUGUCCAACGCCAACACCAGGCUGAAAAGGAAACCAAAUAAAGGAAAAAGCUGACUUUUUGUUUGUUUGUUUUUAUUGAUGGAAAUAAAGAAUGUGGGUGUAAAAGUUUGAGUUAACUGAAUCAUUUUAGAUAACAGUGAACUAACACUAUUAUUGCAUAGUGGUGUUAUAUGGUGAUCUCACAGUAUGAGCACACAGUGACCACAGUAUGAGCACACAGUGACCACAGUAUGAGCACACAGUGACCACAGUAUUAGCACACAGUGACGAC
Molecule: messenger RNA, 4049 nt
Organism: Tachysurus fulvidraco (yellow catfish)
Lineage: Eukaryota; Metazoa; Chordata; Actinopteri; Siluriformes; Bagridae
Exons: 4
Coding region: 1741-2712 (323 amino acids)
Source: RefSeq, a predicted model, not a curated record